AUCUGGCCGAUGGAAGCUACCCCAGGCCUCAGGCCUCAGGAGUCCGCGCAGACCUCACGGCUACCUCUUGGGUUACGGGGAAAGCAGCCGGAAGAUGAGUUAUGUUCCUCUGCAAAAACAUGAACGAAGCCAGGAAGCUAAGAAACUAGCAUCUGAAUCCGUUUAUGUGGUUUCACUGCAGUCAAGGAAUUCCCAAGGACAGAGUCAGCCAGUCUAUAGUGCAGCUUUAACCAAGAGAAAGGUCUCAGAGGAGGAUGAGCUAGAGGAGGCAAAAGACAUAAGUGUUCGUGUUAUGUCCUCUCAAUCUGUGCUUGUUGCGUGGAUGGAUCCCAUAUAUGAAAAACCGAAGAAGGUUGACCCAACCAGGCGAUACGCUGUUCGUUAUCGAGAGAAAGGGGAAUCAGCAAGGUGGGAUUACAAACAAGUGCCUAACAGACGGGUGUUAGUGGACAAGCUGAUACCAGACACCAUGUAUGAGUUUGCAGUGCGAAUUUCAGAGGGAGAAAGGGAAGGCAAAUGGAGUGCUUCCGUUUACCAACGAACCCCAGAAGCUGCUCCUGCAAGUGCACCUGAAAAUUUAGAUGUUUGGCCAAUAAAAGGCAAAACAACCUCUGUCACUGCAUCUUGGGACCCUCUUGCAGAGAGUGAAGGAAAAGUAAAAGAAUACAUUCUUUCAUACGCCCCGGCUCUCAAACCAUUCGGAGCAAAGUCCAUCACCUACCGUGGAGGUACUACUUCUGCCAUAAUAGAUGGUCUGCAGCCUGGGGAACGCUAUAUUUUCAAAAUUCGUGCAGCAAACAGGAGGGGACAAGGUCCUCAGUCUAAAGCCUUCAGUGUCAUUAUGCCAACAGCCAGUAGGGAUGAUUCAAAGGUUCAUCAACAAACAAACAUUCAAGAUAAUAUGGAGUCUAAAAAACCUGGUGAUGAUGUGCCUUCAUCCCCAUCUCGAACCUUUCCUGUUCCUUCUCGGAAAAUCCAACCAUCAGCUUCCUCUAAGCAUACUGCUGUUCAUUCAUCUAGUUCUCCUAGUGGUGGAGAUACAAAAAGUCCUCUUUCUGAGUUUAAGAAUAAACUGUUGGCUGGUAGUGGGGUGCUGAAUAAAUCACAGCUAUUCUCUAAAAAGACAUCAGAGCGAGAACCUGAUCCCCAAGUCACUGAAGUCACAGAUGAUCAAGAUUCCUCCAUUGAAAUGCCAACACCAUUGCCUAAAACCCAAGAUCAGAGAAGAAACAUUGGACCCUACUCUCCUAGCCGUCCAUUUCCUUCUGUCCUUUCUUCAGGUAGAACACCAGUUAGGCCACGCACUCCAGUAAGGACAAGACAAAUGAGCACAGACAAACAUGGCUCCUCUUCAUCUUCCUUGUCCCAACGCUCCUCAUCCUCUGCAUCUUCUCCCAUUUCUAAGUACACAGAUAAUGAAACAAAGCGUCAGAGACAAGGCAACUCUAAUAUUCCUUCUUCCCCUAAAAUCCCUUUAGAUAAUCUGCCUGCUGAAAAUGUACCUCAUGAUAUUGCAGAUAGUGUGGAGGAAAAGCAAGUAAGACUAGAUUCUGUGCCAUUAAAAAAAACAGGGUCCAGUCAAGUAUCUCCUAAAACUCCAGAACACACUCACUUGGCUUUACCAUUGAAUCGGCAGUCUUCUGUGUCUCGCAAGGUGGUCCAGAGCCAUCAGACUAAGCCACACACCUCUUCUGUGCCAGUUAAAUUACCUACAUCAUUAACAGUUACAAACUCUCAAAGUCAUUCACGCUAUCCCUCUUCUAAAUUAGUUCACUCUGAUACCCUGGAUAGUUAUGACAAUUAUGAUGGCAAAGAGGCAGAGAGUAGAAAUGAUAGGUCAAGUUCCAGUUCUUCUCAUGAUGGAGAUUCACUUCCAUCACUGCAAACGAAACUUCACUCAGGUUCUAAUCCUCACGUGUUGAAGGAUCCAAAAUUAGCCACUGCCGCUGCAUCAUCACAGUCUGCUGUUUCGUCUUCUGCUAGUCAUACUUUGACUAACUCACGCAUUCCAUCUUCUGCUAAACGCAAGUCUGAGGGAAGGGAUGCUGAUGAUGGUAAUUAUAGUAAGGACACAGAAACAGAAGGGGAAGAGAAAAGACAAGACUCUUCCUUGUCUAGGUUUAAUUCUAGGUCUUUUUUAGGACAGACUGCCUCUGAACGUUUUAAUUUGCCCAAGCACAAGUCAUCUCAUACAAUCAAUAAUUUUCCAAAUAAGAUCAGUAGUAGUCAAGAAUCUAAGCUACCACCAUCUAAACCCCCGUAUUCUGCUGUCUCCUCAAAGGUUCAUCCUCAGACUAAUGCACGCCUAACCUCAACUAGUGCCACUAGGUCUAGUUCCAAUAUCGAGAGAGAUACUAGAGAACUGGAGGGUGAAGAUGAGAAACCAUUACCCUCAACUAUUGCACAUGACCAUUCACCUUCCUCUUCUAGACUGUCAUCUUCAGCAGCAGUCUAUUCUAGAAGAAGAAGUCCUUCAGUAGAGUCUAGUGUUCACCGCAGAGAGCCAGUCAAAGAAAAAUCACAGCUCCCUGGUUCAGAAGAUGAACUUCUUAGUACAGAAAUAGAGGAAACUCCCACAAAAUCAGGCUCUUUGCUUACAGUCCGCCGAUCUUCUUCAUUGCCCUCAAUAUCUGGGAGAUCUCCCUCAUCUACCAAAACUAACCACCGCUCUAGUCCUAGUGUUUCUCACCAGGUAACAAAUAGUCAGGAUUCAAGGUCAAGAACUUUAUCAAGCUCAUCAUCUUCCACUGGGUCUUCAUCAGUGGCUACUGCAGAAAAGUAUUCUCGUGUACAGUCUUCUACUUCCAAACAACAGCCUGAUGAUCAGGACAGUAAGGAGGUGAAGGAAACCUUUGCAAAAUCAAAACAAAGUAUACCUUUGUCUAAAAAAACAUUAACUGGAGGCUCUCAUUUUUCAUCUAAAAAACCUCUCCAUUCAGAACCAAGCCCUUCUCAAAAGGCACAUGCGGGUCAGUCUCAACUUCCAUUCUCCUUAUUAAAUUCUAGAGGCUGGCGUCCUGCUCAGAUCUCCCACAAAAGUAAUGAAAAAUUACAGGAGGAUGAGGAUGUGGCUGAGGAGGAGGAAGCAGAUGACAAAAUAAAUACCCAUUCUGCAUUCCCUAAAGAUGUCUCUUCUUCUAGGAGAAUAUCUACCUCUUUGUCUCAGGGAAGUUCUAGCUCAUCUCUUUCAAAGCUCCAGCAGUCAGUUUCUCAAAUUAGUAAAGUUGAUGAAAAACACAAAAGUAGUCAUGACUCUCCAACUUCUUCCAGAGGAUCAAGUUCAUCUUUGCCAGCAGGCAGACAUGUUGGAUCCAGGGUAGCCACUUCAAAUGAACAGGUGUCAGAUUCGUAUAAACAAUCUUCAUCUUCCUAUCAAUCAAAACCCUCUCAGCCAAGCUCUAGCUCCAUCACUGACACAGCAAAGGACAAUCAGAAUAGCAGGGAUACUUCUUUAUCUUCAAAGUCAUCCUCCACUUCUUUGAGACGAACUCAUCCUUCAGUUCCUAAUUACCAUUCAGGUUCCAGAGUCCCUACUAGAAUAGCAUUCAAAAGUGAGAAGAAAUAUGGACCAUUCCAGUCGCCACCAUCAAAAGUGGAACCUUCUCCAAAAGCUCCUUUCUCCUCUAUAUCUAAAUCUCGCCAGUCUGGUUCAAAAGAUGAUGAGGAGGAGGAGGGAGAAGUGGAGGAGAAACCCACAUUAUCUUCAGCUGCAAAAUGGUCAUCUUCCUCCAAUUCUAGAGGCAAUACAAAUAUGAAUGGCAAUGGUGCCAGGGAUAAAAAGAAACCCAUGGGCUCUCGUCUAAUACACAAAGUAAACUCUGCAGAAGAAAAAGAGGAGGAAGAGCCUCCCACUUUAAAACAAUCUCUUCCUGCCUCACAAGGCAGGUCAUCGUCUUCUGUAGUCUCAAGAAUUUCUCAGACCCCUAACAAACCACAUACAUCUUCUAAGCCAAGAUUGGCCUGGCCACGCUCCUCUGCAUCCUUAUCUGUGCCUUCUCAGCUGUAUCCCACACGCUCUGCUUCUCCAACUCUUACUUCAUCUUCAUCCCCUCUCGUGCCCCAUCAACGACUACAAAGGCAACGAAACCUUUCUCAACGGCAAUUUGUCAGACCUCCAUAUAGACAAGGUAGUAAUGGUAGGCCCAAUCUUACAACAAAAACAAAUAUAAAUGGGAAAAUACUACCUGGUAAUAAUGGAAAACAAAGUGGACAAAGAAUAAUCAAUGGUCCUCAAGGAACAAAGUGGAUUGUAGAUCUCGACCGAGGGGUAGUGUUGAAUGCUGAAGGAAGAUACCUCCAAGAUUCCCAAGGAAACCCCCUCCGAGUGAAACUAGGAGGAGAUGGACGCACUAUUGUUGAUGCUGGUGGUGCUCCAGUAGUGAGUCCUGAUGGAUUACCUUUGUUUGGACAUGGGCGAUUUAGUAAACCUCUAGCAAGUGCACAAGAUAAACCAGUAGUAAGCCUUGGAGGGAAACCACUGAUUGGUCUUGAAAUGAUUAAAAAGACAACAACUUCUUCAACAACUACGACCACAAUUCCCACAACAACCACAACUACCAUCACAACCACCACUCCUGAACCAACGACUACUGAGCUUCCGACAGAGAAACCACUACCUACAUGUCCCCCAGGCACUGAUGCUAAGUAUGAUGAGGAGGGCAUGUUGGUAAUAGGGCUUGAUGGCCUGCCUGAAUGCAGUGCAGAAGAUACAUUCUCAGGGCUGGAUAUGGAUGUGACACCAACUCCAGAGGCAUAUGUGAUCUAUGACGAAGACUAUGAGUUUUUUGAGAGCACUUUGCCUCCCACCACUACCAUGAUCACUACUACUACUGCUGCUACUACUACUACUACUACAGAAGCAGUGCCUGAGACAGACUAUCCAGAGAUCAGUGUUGCCGGCUCCGAUCCUAUGUCAGAAUUUGACUUAGCUGGGAAGAAACGAUUUACAGGUUACUUGGUUUACAGUGCAUCUUAUGAUGACUUUAUAAGGAACAAGUGGUCAACCAAGACUGCAGGGGCUACUCAUUUACCUAUUGAGAACCUGAAGCCAAAUACAAGAUACUAUUUUAAAGUCCAAGCAAAGAAUCCCUAUGGUUAUGGGCCUAUUAGCUCUUCGGUCUCAUUUGUCACAGAAUCUGAUAAUCCACUGCUUAUUGUCAGACCACCUGGUGGUGAGCCCAUCUGGAUCCCUUUCACUUUUAAAUAUGAUCCCACCUACUCAGACUGCAGUGGAAAGCAGUAUGUGAAACGCACUUGGUACCGAAAAUUUGUGGGAGUGGUUCUUUGCAACUCUUUGAGGUACAAGAUUUACCUCAGUGAUGACCUGAAAGAUACAUUCUAUGGCAUUGGAGAUAGCUGGGGGAGAGGUGAGGACCACUGCCAGUUUGUGGAUUCACACAUGGAUGGAAGAACAGGGCCUCAGUCAUAUGUAGAAGCCUUGCCCACCAUUCAAGGGUAUUAUCGCCAGUAUCGCCAGGAACCCGUGUCAUUUGGGCGCAUUGGUUACACAACACCUUACUACUACGUCAGCUGGUAUGAGUGUGGCGUGCCAAUUCCAGGGAAAUGGUAACCAUGUAGCAGUCCACCUGCAGAUCGUAUGGAGAGUGCACCAAUCAUGCCUUUCAAAUGACUUGUACUGGAAGACUGUGACUAGUUGUUUAGGAAAAGAAUAAAACAUGAAAGAAACCAGCUAAGACCAGUUGCUCAAGAGACCCCAACCAAACCAAAUACUGUACACAUUUUCUCAGCUGAAAUCUGUGGUGCUGUUUGAUCACUCGGCUUGGGACAGGAUUUGAAUUUGGUGCCCUACUUUCCUUCUCUGGGUCUUAAAAGGCAUGGAGAUGUGGUUGUAAUGGGUGCAACCAGUGCUCAGUGAAACCUAAAACUUUACUGUUCACAAAAACUUGGAAGUUGCGUAUAUCCUGCAGGAAUGACCUAAGCAUGCUGUGCUUGCUUAAUGGAAUGUUAAACACUUUUCAUUGUUAUUAAUAGAAUGCUCCAUCACUUA
Mauremys reevesii (Reeves's turtle) is the source of this 6007-nucleotide messenger RNA. RefSeq names its product fibronectin type III domain containing 1 (gene FNDC1). Gene Ontology annotation, molecular function: protein binding. The record is from RefSeq and is a predicted model, not a curated record. NCBI's taxonomy places the organism in Eukaryota, Metazoa, Chordata, Testudines, Geoemydidae. Bases 95 to 5569 code for a protein of 1824 amino acids. The transcript has 18 exons.